Aspergillus aculeatus ATCC 16872 is the source of this 648-nucleotide messenger RNA. It is a transcript of the gene cyp5, whose product is annotated as putative peptidyl-prolyl cis-trans isomerase. Gene Ontology annotation, biological process: protein peptidyl-prolyl isomerization. The transcript is spliced from 3 exons. Lineage: Eukaryota; Fungi; Ascomycota; Eurotiomycetes; Eurotiales; Aspergillaceae. The coding region runs from base 1 to 648 and encodes 215 amino acids. Gene Ontology annotation, cellular component: catalytic step 2 spliceosome. The record is from RefSeq and is a predicted model, not a curated record. Gene Ontology annotation, molecular function: peptidyl-prolyl cis-trans isomerase activity.
AUGUCUGUCACACUACACACCACCCACGGCGACCUAAAGGUCGAACUCUUCUGCGAAGCCGUCCCCAAAACUGCAGAGAAUUUCCUCGCCCUCAGCGCCAGCGGCGCCUACAACACCACCCCAUUCCACCGCUAUAUCCCGGGCUUCAUGAUCCAGGGCGGCGACAUUUCCCUCUCCACGACCCAAAUCAACCCAGACACCCAAAAGCCGCCGCUGCCCAUCGUAGGCCCGAUCCCCAAAGGCGGCACCUCGAUCCACCACCCCUACGCCCUGAACCAAGAGAUCCACCUGCCGGCCCUCAAACACCACACACGGGGGAUCCUGUCGAUGGCGUCGCGGCCCGUGAAGGACCGCACGGCGCCCGGGUCGCAGGGCGCGACGGGCCCCACGAUCAACGGGAGUCAGUUCUUCAUCACGCUGGCGGCGGCGCCGCAUCUGGACGGGGCGAGUACGGUGUUCGGGAAGGUGUUGAAUCUGACGGCGCAGGAUGAGGGGGGUGAUGUUCUGGGGAGGCUGGAGAAGGCCAAGAUUAAGGUGGAUAAGAAGGGGAGGGUCGUGCAGCCUUCCCCCCAAGAGGAGGAGGAGGGGGUCUGGGAACGGGUGGGCAUUGAGAGGGUGACCGUGCAUGCUAAUCCUUUCGCGGGGUAG